AUGUCGCCAGACGACUCGCCUUGCGCGAAAUGCUCGCCGCCCCCAAGCAUAACCAUCUCAGACCUCCCUCCCCUCCCUCCCGAAAUCAUCUCUAUGAUCUUCCGUCACUUCUUCUUCCUCAAUCACCGGUACUGCAAUCGCCACCAUAUCCAGUUCAUGCGCCUCUCCCGAGCCUUCUACGCCCAUCACGCCAGGAAGCUAUACGAGCAGGUCGAGAUCGACGACGCAAAUUGCGAUAGCUUUCUGGAGGGGAUAUGGAAGCAUACAUCGCCAAUAUCCCGACGCGAUCCUCUGUCGUUUGGCGGGUGUAUUCUGCUAUCCGGGACCGAUGGGAGACCUGUUUGGCCGAGUAGCCUCCACAAGCAGUUGUACUCUUACUGCCCCUCUCAGCCCGGCGGGGCAGGCGAGCCAUUGCUCUAUGUCUCGCCAGGCUCCCAGACAGGGGGUCAUGCUGUGGUACCUUUCAGUCUUGACCCAUUCAUUCGCAAGAUACUCCUUCUACGACAGUGCCGCAAAAUCAGUAUCAACAGCCGCGGCGCUCUCGACUUGCUACGUCACGCCGGCGGCCACGUCCAAAUGAGGAUCAGCACGCUGCCAAAGGUGGUCGGGGUAUGGAAGAAGGAGCGUUUCCCUGUCAUGAGCUGGCUGAAAGAGCCAUUGCUCUCUUCUGUUUCCCAUGUGGCGCUCGGGCGAAUUUCCAAGUCGCUCACCUAUCCUGCGCCAGUGGACUCGCCUCUGUUUGGACCAGAGCUCAAGCAUAUAUGCGUGAGCCCUUCCAGAGGAUUCUACGAGAAUUACCCCAACGCCUUCUGGGUACCUCUGCGUCGCCAAAUCGUCACGAGCUUCAUUCAACAAGCGCCCUCUUUUGCUACUGGUCCCAACAAGGACAACUUGACCUCCUUCACUCUCCAUCAGAACGCCAAGCCUGGGAGUACCCGCGAUUCACUAGCUGAUACCAUGAUAUACGACUUGCCCAGGAAGAGAGCGUUGCGCAGGUGGAAAGUGCAGUGGCCAGAGGUCAAGUCGGGCCUGAAGGGCAAUUGGACGCCGGGGAAGAAACCAUGGCGAAUCCGGGUCAGAAAUAUGGCUCCCCACCCUCCCGACGCCGAUGUCCCGAAAAUCAUCUUGAAGGCCUUUGCACGGGAAAACGAAGCGUUGGAUGAGGAGUGCGAGGCGCUUUUCAGAAAGUGGUUUGGCGAAACGGUCAGCUUUGAGGAGGCGCGUGUUUGUGAUUGCUGUGGCGUGUUUCAGAAAUUAGAGGAGGCUGCUCCUCUUCCAGAGAAGAAGGAGAAGAAAAAGAAGAAAGAGCGGAAGAAGGAGAAAAGGAAGAAGAAGCCAGUGGACAUCAAAAACGCCAAGGACAGCAAGAAGAAGCAGCAUAAAGAUUCUCGCAAGGGUAGACGCAAUUACGAUGGGCGAUGA
Molecule: messenger RNA, 1422 nt
Organism: Cryptococcus wingfieldii CBS 7118
Lineage: Eukaryota; Fungi; Basidiomycota; Tremellomycetes; Tremellales; Cryptococcaceae
Exons: 5
Coding region: 1-1422 (473 amino acids)
Source: RefSeq, a predicted model, not a curated record